AUCGGGAACGCGCGUAUAGGAAGGAAGGGAAGGAAAGAGCAGAGGCAGAUCAGUCGCACGCGGAGCCCAAGACGGUGGAUGAUCGGAGCUGAGAGUGUGUGUCGCCCUGGUCGUUUUUUACAGCAGCUGAAAGCAGCGUCCUGCAGUCCCCCACCAUGAUGCUCCAACUCGUCUAUCUCCUCGGGGUGCUCGUCUGCGGCAGUCAAGCUGCACUGCAGGUGUCCAUAUCCUUGAACAAAGUGGAGUUAAGUGUCGGAGAGUCCAAGUUCUUCAUCUGCACAGCUAUCGGCGAGCCGGUGAGGCUGGAGUGGUACAACCCACAGGGCGAGCGUAUCGUGCCCUCCAAGCGGAUGGCGCUGCACUCGGAGACGUCGCGGUCCAGGCUCAUCAUUUACAACGCCAUCAUCGAGGACGCCGGGAUCUACCGCUGCCAGGCAACCGACGCCAGCGGUCACACGGAGGAGGCCUCGGUGGUGCUGGAGAUCUACCAGAGGCUGACGUUUCGGGACGUUCAGUCACCGCAGGAGUUCAGGCACGGCGAGACGGCGGAGGUGGUGUGCGACGUGAUCAGCUCCCCAGUGCCCGUGGUGGUGUGGUACUACCAGGACAGGGAGAUCACCGAGGAGCACCACAGCAGGUUUCAGGUGCUGCCAAACAACAACCUGCAGAUCCAUCAGGUGACCAAAGCCGACGAGGGCGUGUACCGCUGCGAGGCCAGCGUGGAGGCCCGCGGAGAGAUAGACUUUGUUGACAUCGCUAUGGUCGUUAACGUCCCCCCGGUGUUGUCGGUGUUCCAGCCGUCCUUCAAUGCCACUGCUGACUACCAGGAAUCGGUCACCUUCACCUGCAUGACCUCCGGAUCUCCUGACCCCCUGGUCACAUGGCACAGGAAAGGGCAGCAGCUGGAGCCGUCAGAGCAGUACAUUAUCGCCAGGCUGGAAGGCGGGCGGAGCAUGUUGACCAUCCGCAACAUCCGACAGGGCGACGGGGGCAGCUACACCUGCAGGGCCACCAACAAGGCGGGCUCUCAGGAACGGGAGAUCUUCCUCAAAGUGUUCGUCCAGCCCCACAUCACCCAGCUGAAGAACGUGACCGCCGUAGAGGGCAGCGCUGCCAUGAUCUCCUGCGUGGCGGAGGGCGAGCCGCUGCCCGACAUCUCCUGGAAGAGAGCCAGCGACGGGCAGUCCUUCGUGGACGGAGACAAGAGUCAGGACGGACGCUUUGAAGUCCGCGGACGUCACGGGAAGUCAGUGUUGACCAUCAGCGGCGUGAGGCUCACGGAUCUGGGUCGGUUUGACUGCGAAGCGCUGAGCCGGAUUGGAGGCCAUGAGAAGAGCAUGUUCCUGGAUAUCGAGUAUAUACCAAAGUUCCUGACCAACCACACCAUCUUUUACUCGUGGGAGGGGAACCCGGUGAACAUCAGCUGCGACGUGAUGUCCAACCCGCCGGCCACCAUGCUGUGGAGGAGAGAGCGCUUCACCAUCUCUGCAGAGGGCACGGCCAACACCAGGGUGCACAGUGGGGCGGGCAAGUCUGUGCUGGAGGUGACUCCUAUGUCCGACAGGGACUUUGGCCGCUACAACUGCACAGCCAGGAACAACAUCGGGGUCCGAUACCAGGAGUUCAUCCUGGCCCAGGCAGAUGUCCCAUCGAAUCCCUACUCGGUGCGUCUCUCCGCUGUCUCCCAGCGCCUCGCCACCGUCACCUUCAUGAAGCCCGACUCGCACGGCGGCGUUCCCAUCAGCUACUACCUGGUCCAGUACAAGGAGGUGGGCUCGCAGGAGUGGAGGGACGUCAAGUCGCACAGCAUCCAGACGACGGUGGUGCUGACGGGGCUGGAGCCCAACACCACGUACGAGGUUCGAGUGGCAGCUGUCAACGGGAAGGGUCAGGGCGAGUUCAGCCACACGGAGAGCUUCCAGACUUUACCUAUCCGAGAGCCGAGUCCUCCAGCGGUGCACGGGCAGAGAGGUAUGGGCAAGGCCUACAGGCUGGGGCUGGUCAAGCAGGACGACGGAGGGAUGCCCAUCGUGGAGUACAUCGUCAAGUACAAGACUGAUAAAGAGGAGCAGUGGAUGACCAAGCUCGUCCCGGGAAUGAACGACUUCGCCAUGCUGCAGCCGCUGCAGUGGAACACGAGAUACGAGGUGGAAAUCACGGCGCGCAAUGUCAAGGGCCUGUCGGAGCCCACCUUCUAUCAGUUCUUCAUGCCACAGAAACCUGACAUUACAGCAGAAUCCCUGUUCAGCGGCCUGGGGCUGAGCACGGUGGUGGGCCUGGGCCUGGGGGUGCUGCUGCUGCUCCUGGUGCUGGUGGACGUCAGCUGCUUCUUCCUGCGUCACUGCGGCCUGCUGAUGUGCAUCACGCGCACAAUCUGCAGCAAAAAGACAGCCACCAGCGGCAAGGGCAAAGAGAUGGAGGAGGGCAAAGCCGCCUACCUGUACACCUUCAACAGCCGCCCAACCACCUUUUCAACCACAGAAACUACCGCUGAAGGAAGAAAAUGGAAAAGAGUCUCUCAAGCCGGAUACGAUUGAAAUCAAAGUGCACAGCGACAACAGCAUCCACACAAAGCCCGACGACAGCAAAGCGUAAAAAGGGGGGGUCGCCACCAAAAGAACAUUCGAGACCAAAACCCAGAGAAACAACAGCACUGGAAAAAAGUGGAGUAAAAUAUCUGUUUAUAACAAUGCCCCAGUGACAGGCAUGUGUACAUACAAAUAAUAGGGGAGAAAAUAGAGAGGAAGGGUCAACCUUUUCAGACACCCUGGGUGAUAAAUGUAUCAUGUUCUUAAAAAACAUGGCGAAGGCUCUCAAUGAUUGUAUUUGAUUUCUUUUGUAUCAUGUUUUUUUGUUUUGUUUACAGCCCACAUAAGACUUCACGCAGUAAAUUAUGCAUUCCUCUUUAUGACUUCUCACACAGGCAUUGCCCAUAGCUCACACCGCUAAUGCUCCUGCUUUCAGUUUGCUCACAGCGGCCGACCCCUCGCCGCGGGAUAUCACCAUUAUUUAAUCACCUGUUUCCAUGCCUGAGUGUUAGACUGCAGCCUUUUAAUAGCUGGGCAAUGUGAGGCAUUGUGUGCUGAGUUCACUAACAAAAAUGAGGGGUUUAAUUGCUUCAGGAACAUGUAACAGGAGGCAUUUGAUAUUCCCAUUGAGCAGUGAAUUCAAACAGGACCUUAUUGUGAUGAAUUUGGACUUUAUAUUUGAGGAAAAAGGGCUCUUGUGGUCCAAAAAACGACAAAUGUGUUGCCGUGUAACCCCACACGUGCCACUGUUAGCUAAGCCUUUUGUAUUGACACUGGAUUUUGUUGUGACACUCAUGUUUAGUGUGAUCAAACAGCAUUUACAGGACAGUAAAGUGUAGCUGGUAGGACUUAAGGCAUGGGAACAAACGAGAAAAGGUCUGCUACAUCGACAUGUUUUCUUUUGAAUAACAAAAUAGUUUUGGUUGUUUGGUCUGAUCCGCUAUUCUCUCUGAUGUUGUCAUGUGUUGUACAUAGGUGAAAAAAAAAAGAAUAUUUUACAGAGCUUUUAUGUAAAUAUACCCUAAAGGAUGUGUCUUUUUUCAAAAUGCAGCAGGUAUGGCUUUCUUUGUGAACGCUCCUCAGAUGAUUUCUUUUCCGUUUCUCUCUCCCUCCUCUGUUGUGCUUUUUGGUCCAAAGUUCAGUGAUGGUAUAAUAUUGCUUUUUUCUAAGUCAUUUGCUUUCCCUUAAGAAAAAUCCAUGUCCUAAGGCUAUUUCACGGUAUUUCGAUGGAGACAGUAAUUACGGCAUUAGUGUGCCUUCUCCUUUUUCUCCCCCCCCCCCCCCCCCCCCCACCCUCUCUCUCGUGGCCCAAUGCCACUGCAGCAGUGCAAACCUUCAAAUGAGUUUUUGAUCGUGCUGCUUUUUCUCCGUCACAGAAUGUGUCAGAAGAUUGAAUUUUUUUAUCGUGGUGCUGUGCAUUCUGGAAAUGUAGUCUUAGGAUUGUGGAUUGUAUUUGGACAGAAAGGGACGUGCAUAACUACCUACUUCGACUGGAUGUCAAGACUACAGCGAUGGGCUGUGUGUGUGUGUGUGUGUGUGUCCAUUUCCAUUCUGAUUUUUCACAAUAAAAGUCCCCCGGGUUUAUUUUUCUUUAAAUAAUAAGCUAAAUUGAAGAAUCAAUAUCUUGCUGUUCUGGACUUCAUGUUGUUGUAAUUUAUUCCUUUAUUUAUUUUAGUGUAUGAUGGAGUACACUCCUUGGUUUCCCUGACGCGUCGUGCAGCUCUGCAAGUCACACAAGAUGCAAUGACCACAAGUUUCAGAGUGCGCACAGAUCUGUAAAGCGAGAUUAUGUAGUUCUCGACAGUGAUUAAUUCCCCAGGCUGCAGCAAGUGUCUGCAAGCAUCCCUCCUCCUCCUGCCGCCACUGCCCCCCCUCACACUCAUUGGUUUUUAUCUCAGACCUCAUAGCAUUGUACCUGCAUAUCUCAAAAGGAUGGUCCUGCCAUGGAGCGGUUCGCUGCCUGUUACGAUGACUGUAAAUAUGGGAGCACAGUGCCUGGAGGCUAUACGAUUUGUACAUGUUCUUUUGUAUUUGAAGUCUAAAUACCAACCCCUCUCUCAUCCUCUGUCUCCUCCUCCAUGCUCCUUUUUCUGUAGGGGGUUAAAACAGGUGUGUUUGAGCUCAGUGUACAGUGUGUGUGUCCUCUUUGUCCCCAACCUUCCCCACCCUCCCCCAGUGUCCCUUGGACUGUCUCUGCUGAGUGUGCUUUGUGCAGGAGGUGGGAACUAUUGAUGUCUCUCUGUACGUACCUGUGGAACACUUGUGACU
Eleginops maclovinus (Patagonian blennie) is the source of this 4796-nucleotide messenger RNA. RefSeq names its product neural cell adhesion molecule 2-like. Gene Ontology annotation, cellular component: membrane. Gene Ontology annotation, molecular function: protein binding. Bases 156 to 2537 code for a protein of 793 amino acids. Gene Ontology annotation, biological process: cell adhesion. The record is from RefSeq and is a predicted model, not a curated record. NCBI's taxonomy places the organism in Eukaryota, Metazoa, Chordata, Actinopteri, Perciformes, Eleginopidae. The transcript has 18 exons.